This is a messenger RNA of Rotaria sordida, 282 nucleotides long. The record is from the annotation of a GenBank genome assembly. Lineage: Eukaryota; Metazoa; Rotifera; Eurotatoria; Philodinida; Philodinidae.
AUGACACUUAGUGUGAAUGACUUUUCAAGAUAUGAUCAAAUUGGACAUUUUCCUGGUUGGAAAGAUUUAAAUGGCACAACAAAAAAUUUCCAAAAUCAACACGUAAUUAUUUUUGAAGAAGAUCUCUGUCAAUUAGUAAAACGAUUAAAACAACUUGUCUAUUUGAAUAUUUAUGGUAGAAUUCGAUAUGAAAAAGUUGAAUCUUAUCGUUUAAUGGUUCAAAGACGUUUUCCAAAUAGUCGAUUCGAUAUUGAAAUAUCAAGAUUUCGUCUUUGGCGCUAA